AUGCAAAAAUAUAAGUUUCCACCUCGAAACAUAUAUAAUGUGGAUGAAACUGGCGUAACAUCAGUACAGGAUUCUGGCAAAAUUGUAGCCGAAAAAAGCCAAAAACGAGUGGGCUCUAUUAUCUGUGAGGAAAGGGGUCAAAAUGUUACGGCAGUAUGCGCUAUGAGUGCCACAGGACAAUACAUUCCUCCAAUGUUUAUUUAUCCACGUCAACGGCAUUCGACAGCUUUGGAAAAUGAUGGACCACGUGAAGCAGUAUAUAGGUGUUCCAAAAACGGAUGGAUAAACGAAGAGCUCUUUGUAGAAUGGCUUAAGCACUUUACGAAAUAUGCAAAACCUUUGGAAAGUGAUCCGGUUUUGCUCCUCUUAGAUAAUCAUUCUAGCCACAUUUCCUGGAAUUCGUAUAAAUUUUGCAAAGAAAAUCACAUUGUGAUAUUGUCUUUGCCACCACACGGAUCGCAUCGAAUACAGCCAUUGGAUAUUUCCAUUUAUGGUCCCAUAAAAACCACAUAUAAGCAAGAAUGUAACAUAUUUAUGAAAUGCAAUUUGGGACGAAAAUUACACAAGGUGACAUAG
This is a messenger RNA of Parnassius mnemosyne (clouded apollo), 576 nucleotides long. NCBI's taxonomy places the organism in Eukaryota, Metazoa, Arthropoda, Insecta, Lepidoptera, Papilionidae. The record is from the annotation of a GenBank genome assembly.